Strongyloides ratti is the source of this 1896-nucleotide messenger RNA. Its product is annotated as Glycoside hydrolase, family 2 and Glycoside hydrolase, family 2, immunoglobulin-like beta-sandwich domain and Glycoside hydrolase, family 2, TIM barrel domain and Glycosyl hydrolases family 2, sugar binding domain and Galactose-binding domain-like and Glycoside hydrolase, catalytic domain and Glycoside hydrolase, family 2/20, immunoglobulin-like beta-sandwich domain and Glycoside hydrolase, superfamily domain-containing protein. Bases 1 to 1896 code for a protein of 631 amino acids. Gene Ontology annotation, biological process: glucuronoside catabolic process; carbohydrate metabolic process. The record is from RefSeq and is a predicted model, not a curated record. Lineage: Eukaryota; Metazoa; Nematoda; Chromadorea; Rhabditida; Strongyloididae. The transcript has 2 exons. Gene Ontology annotation, molecular function: beta-glucuronidase activity; carbohydrate binding.
AUGCAAUAUUUUAUAUAUUGUAUUAUAUUAAUUAUAUUACAAUUGAUAUCUAUUAAAUGUAUUCUUUUUCCACAAAAAAAUCAAGUAAGAUCUUAUGAUUUAUUAGAUGGUUUAUGGACAUUUGUUAAAGAACCUAAAAAUUCUAUAGGUUAUGGAUUUAUUAAUAAAUGGUAUAAAUUAAAUUUAAAAUUAUUUAGUAAUAGUAGUGUUAUGCCAGUACCUUCAGCAUAUAAUGAUAUUAAUGAAGAUCAAAAUUUACGUGAUCAUGUUGGUUGGGUAUGGUAUCAAAAAGAAUAUAUUGUAACAAAUGAUGAUUGUAAUAAAAGAUUUUUUUUACGUUUUGGAAGUGUAAAUUAUAAUGCUGUUGUUUUUUUAAAUAAUGAACAUGUUAUGUCACAUACUGGAGGUCACCUUCCAUUUGAAAGUGAAGUAUUUUUUAUAUGUAAUAAUAUAAACAUUAUAACAGUUGCUGUUAAUAAUACUCUUAGUCAUGAUACUAUACCACCUGGAGAAUUUCAAUAUAAAUCAGGUGAUAGUUAUCCUAAAGGAUUUUUUACUACAACACCAGGUUUUGAUUUUUUUAAUUAUGCUGGAAUUUUACGUAGUGUUUAUGUUGUUAAAUUAAAUAAUUAUUUUAUUCAAAGUAUUAUAAUUGAUGCUAAUAAUAUAAAUGGUUAUUUAAAGUAUAAAAUAAAAAUUGAUAAAGGAAUAUUUGAUAAAAAAAAAUAUAAUAAAAGUAUUGAUAUAGAAAAAGAUGAAAAAUUUUCAUAUAUAUGUAAUAUAACAAUUAUUGAUGAAGAAAAUAAUAUUAUUCAUAGUGGUAUUAAUAAUUAUUAUGGUAAUAUAAAAAUUAAUCAACCAAAAUUAUGGUGGCCUCGUGGAUAUGGAAAUUCAACUUUAUAUAAAUUUAUUAUUGAUAUAAUAUCAAAAGAUAAAACAAUUAUAUAUGAUAAAUAUAUAGAAACAUUUGGUUUUAGAAAAGUUGAUUUAAAUAGUAAUUCUAUAUUAAUAAAUGAUAAAAAAUUUUAUUGUCUUGGUUUUGGUAUGCAUGAAGAUAGUGAUAUUCGAGGACGUGGUUUUGAUCGUGUUAUUAUGACAAGAGAUUUAAAUCUUUUACAAUGGAUGAAUGGUAAUUGUUAUAGAACAUCACAUUAUCCAUAUUCUGAAGAAAGAGCAUAUGAAGCAGAUAGAAGAGGAAUUGUUGUAAUAACAGAAACACCAGCAGUUGGUCUUAAAUAUUUUAGUAAAACAAAUUUAAUUGAACUUCAUCAAACUAUGAUAAAAGAAAUGAUAGCAAGAGAUAGAAAUCAUCCAUCUAUUAUUGCAUGGUCAUUAGCUAAUGAACCAUGGAGUACAACAAAUGAUAGUGCAAAAUAUUUUUAUCAAAUGUAUAAAACAGCAAAAGAAUUAGAUUCAACAAGACCAGUUACUGCUGUAUAUGGUCCAACAGGGUAUGGAAAUGAUAAAUCAGCUAAAUAUAUGGAUUUUAUAUGUGUAAAUAGAUAUUAUGGAUGGUAUAAUAAUAUGGGAUAUUUAGAAAUAAUUAAUUCAAGUCUUGUUUAUGAUCUUACUAAUUGGAAAAAAAAAUAUAAUGUUCCAUUAAUUAUAACAGAGUAUGGUGCAGAUGCUAUAAGUGGUCUAGAAUCAUUACCAUCUGUAGAUUUUACAACAAACUAUCAAAAUGAAUUAAUUAUUGAAACACAUAAAGCUUUAGAUAAUCUAUACUCUUCUAAAAUAUUAGCUGGUGAAAUGAUAUGGAAUUUUGCAGAUUUCAUGACAGCUCCAAGUGUUACAAGAGCUUAUGGAAAUCAUAAAGGUGUUUUUACCAGACAACGCCAACCAAAACUGGCUGCAUUUACAUUAAGAGAUAGAUAUAAAAAAUUAAGUAAACUAUAA